UGCCUGAUAGAGGUACAGUGCUUAAUAAUGUAAGGACCUUGUAGAACAAUGAUUUUGUUGAAGGUAAUCUUCUAAAAGGAAUAGCUCUACGAUGUUUCGUAGUCGCAGCUGGUUUGGAGGCACCCUGUGGAAGCCUAAAAAUCUUCAUUCUCUGGAUCACCUCAAAUUCCUCUACAACUUGUUGUCCAAAAAUCAAAUAGUCAAUGAAAAUAACAAAGGUUUGCUGGUUGAAACUCUAAGAUCUAUCGCAGAAAUAUUGAUUUGGGGUGAUCAAAAUGACAGUAGUGUUUUUGAUUUUUUCUUGGAAAAAAAUAUGUUAUCUUUUUUUUUACGGAUAAUGAAACAAAAAUGUGGAAGCUACGUGUGCGUUCAAUUACUGCAAACACUUAACAUUUUAUUCGAAAAUAUUCGUAACGAAACGUCUUUAUACUACCUCUUGAGUAACAAUCAUGUAAACAGCAUUAUAGUCCAUAAAUUUGAUUUCAGCGAUGAGGAAGUUAUGGCUUAUUAUAUAAGUUUCUUAAAGACACUGAGUUUGAAACUGAAUGCACACACUAUUCAUUUUUUUUACAAUGAGGUAAACAAGCACACAAACGAUUUUCCACUGUACACCGAAGCUAUCAAGUUCUUUAAUCACACAGAAGGUAUGGUUCGCAUUGCGGUAAGAACAUUAACAUUAAAUGUUUAUCGUGUUGAAGAUGCCUCGAUGCUAAAAUUUAUUCGAGAUAGAACUGCUGCUCCAUAUUUUAGCAAUCUUGUUUGGUUUAUUGGAAAUCAUAUUCUUGAAUUGGACACAUGUGUCAGAAAUGAUGCCGAUCACCAAAGUCAAAAUAGAUUGUCAGAUCUAGUUGCAGAACAUUUAGAUCAUUUACAUUAUUUAAAUGAUAUUCUUUGUCUUGACAUAGAAGACUUAAAUAAAGUUUUGUCAGAUCAUUUAUUGCACAAGUUACUUGUUCCCUUACAUGUUUACUCAUUGAUGAGAAGAAAAGAUUUAUUAUAUCAAAAUCAAAGAGAGCGAAAAUUCGUCAGUACAGUGGUGGCACUAUUUCUUCUAUCUCAAGUCUUUUUAAUUGUUUCUCAUGGACCCUUAAUUAAAACACUUGCAGCUGUAAUAAUAAAGUCUAAUGAGGAUAUUGUAAAAAAUGGUACAACUAAGGUGCUAGAAGAAUGUGACAAUUGUAUUAAUAAUAAAACUGUUGCUUUUUCACUACCUGCAAAAAGUUUAGAGACAUCUUUAGAUGAUUUAAAUGAAUUUCACAAUGAUUCCUCAAAACUGCGAUAUGUCAAAGAGAUAAAACAAAAUAAGAAUGAAGAAAGUACAAAGACUGAUUAUGAAACUGAAUUUUCCAGUGAAAAAUGUUUGGAGAUCCAAAAAAAUGACUUGCAUAUAACAGAAAACACGGCAUCAACUGAAAUUAAUGCACUUCUCCAUACUGAACCUUGCUCUGUACAAAGUGAACUGGAUAAAUUUUGUACUGCAAGUGGAACAAUAAUGGAAAUUAAAUAUUUAAGUGUUACCGAUGAAGAAAAAGAACAUAGAUUAGCUCUUGAAAGUCCGCUUACAUCGGAUGUAGUUGAUAAAAUUUCUGACCGAGAUUUACUAUCCAGAAAACCUUUUCUUGAAACUAUAUUUGAUUCCUUAUAUUGUUCAGAAAAUGAUUAUACCGCAUUACUUGCUUUGUGCCUACUUUAUGCUUUAACUAACAAUAAGAAUCUAUGCACUGAUGCAUUAGGCAUGGUCUUGACUCCUUUGAAAAAAUCGGCAGAAGAUUAUUACAAUCAAACAUUAAUAGAUAGAAUCAUUAGGAUUAUAAGUCUUAGCUGCCAAACAAAUACAAAAGUACGGUUGGUUACUUUAGAGCUGUCAAUAAAAUUGUUAGUGCAGUUGGUGAUUUUUGAAAAAAAAAAUUUAUUACAAGACAGCCAAUUAACAGCCAUCAGAGUAGCAAGAGAACAAAGCACCGCAACUCUGCGUAAUUUUUACAAGAGUGAAGAUAUAUUUUUGGAUAUGUUUGAAGAUGAAUUCAUUAAAAUCCAGAAAAAACCAAUAAAAGUUGAAUGGCUUAUGAUGGAUAGUAAUAUUUUGCUACCUCCAACUGGCACUCCAAUGACAGGCAUUGAAUUUAGCAAAAGACUACCUUGCGGAGAAGUUGAAAGGUCUCGCAGAGCUAUACGCGUAUUUUUAUUACUACGCGGGCUAUCAUUAAGAUUGAACAAUGAAUUUGAAACUCAACUACCACUGACCAAUUCAGGGACUUGCGUCCAAAUUAAUAAUGUUCUAGAUCUAAAUAACAGCGACCUCAUCGCAUGUACGGUUGUAUGGAAAGAUGGUCAAAAGCUUCGCCGUUUUAUGGUUAUUGACUUCAUCCAACUGAUAUUGGUCGAGCCGGACUCGCGUAAACUUGGCUGGGGUGUUGCGAAGUUUGUUGGGUUCUUGCAGGAUAUCGAGGUAACAGGUGAUAAGGAUGACUCUCGAUGUCUGCAUUUGACGAUCCACAAGCCUCUUAGCAGUGGAGCAACUAAUCGUGUACCUUUGCUGUCUACCAAGUUCAUAUUCGAUGACCAUAUUCGUUGUAUGGCAGCCAAACAGAGACUAACGAAAGGAAGAAUAAAGGCAAGGCAAAAAAAAAUGAAUCAAAUAGCAUGUCUUCUUGAUAUUCCGUCUACAGCGCCUCAUUUUUCUACACCAUCAAACUAUGCACGGAUUGACUUAUGCAAUGACCGUUUAUCUUGUCAGGAUCAGCUAAAGUCAAAAGACCAAAUACAACAGCACUACCAACACUACCAACAUCAACAACGUAUGUUCACGGUAAAUAAGGUACCAGGAUUUGCGGCUCAGAUGCGCCGAGGGAGCCUUAACAAAUCAUAUUGUAUGAAACGUGCAACCACCAGGGGUGACGAUAAAAUUGAUUCUAGCAGUCUAAGUGUUGGUAUCAGAGUUGUAGGUUUAACUCUCACGCGGUCACAUGAUGGUUCGCCAAAUAUUUUAAGACCACGCGGUGAAGAGAUACCCCUUGAGGACAUGCACCGACAUAAUAACUCCUCGGUGGACACGGAACAACAGGAUUUAGAGCCAAAUUCUCCAGCUAUUUCAAUGGAACCGAUUGCAUCUAGUUCAAUUAACAGAUGUUCCGAGGAAACCUCUUUCACUGAAAAUCGACCACGAAAAAAAGGACAGGUUGAGACAGUCUGAUUUUUACCAGAGGACCUACCACUUCGAGUCAUUUCGAUUAAACAUUGCUAUAAUUUUUAAAUUGCGCAGUAAUAUUCAUGGUCUGGAUCAAGAAUUAUUUACAAUUCACUUAUUUUUGUUCAAGUGUUUUUUUAAAAUCCAAUUUCAAUAUGGGUAGCUUAAGACAUAUCGACAUAUUCUUUAAAUAUUACAUUUUGUCAAAAAAAUUUUAACGUUCUUACAUUUUGAAUUGUACACUUAACUAACACUUUAUUUAAAUGCAAUUGAAAAAAGUUAUUAAGUUAACACUAUAGAUUGUAAAAUUCUCUUCUCCAUACUUAAAACGUUAUUUUCAAAUAAAGUGCACUAAUUUGUUGAUAUUUUAAACAGUAUUCUAGCUUAAAACAUAUAAAUUUUAUAAUUUAUUACAAAACUUAUAGUUUCAAAUUCAACAGCUUAUAUUUUUAUAUCCUAUGCGCUGUAUUAUGCACAAUAGUAUUGACUGUUACUUGAGUGCUAUUAAAUUAUAAAAACUAAAACAAGAAAUUUGAAUUUUGCUUGUGUCAGUAUAUCAAAUAACCUGGUUUUGCUCAUCUUGGUCGUAAAGUUUAAGUUAAGGUGUCGUUUUUUUUUGGUAUUAUUAUUGUUUGGUAUCAAUCCGUCAUCCGGUGAUUUUUUAUUUUUUUCAGCAA
Molecule: messenger RNA, 3864 nt
Organism: Copidosoma floridanum
Lineage: Eukaryota; Metazoa; Arthropoda; Insecta; Hymenoptera; Encyrtidae
Gene: ema
Product: C-type lectin domain containing ema
Biological process (GO): regulation of autophagosome maturation; endosomal transport; vacuolar transport
Cellular component (GO): Golgi apparatus; late endosome
Source: RefSeq, a predicted model, not a curated record